CUCUCUCGCUGCUAACAUGGCCCUGCUGAAGUCCCGGCUCCUUGUUGGAGUGGCUCGAUGCCAGCCCUGCUUGGCUGCUGUGCAAGGCAGAGCCAGCUCGUGGUGGUCUCAUGUUGAGAUGGGCCCACCUGAUCCAAUUCUGGGUGUCACAGAGGCUUUUAAACGUGACACUAACUCCAAAAAGAUGAACCUGGGUGUGGGAGCUUACCGGGAUGACAAUGGCAAACCUUAUGUCCUAAGCAGUGUGCGUAAGGCUGAAGCUCAGUUGGCAUCCAAAAAUCUGGACAAGGAAUAUCUCCCCAUUGGAGGCUUGGCAGAGUUUGCUCGGGCAUCAGCACAGUUGGCACUUGGUGAAAACUGUGACGCUAUUCAAAGUGGAAGGUUUAUUACUGUACAGACCAUUUCUGGAACAGGAUCACUUCGGGUUGGAGCCAACUUCUUGCAAAGGUUCUACAAGUACAGCCGUGAUGUUUACCUGCCAAAACCAUCCUGGGGCAAUCACACACCAAUAUUUCGUGAUGCUGGGUUAGAGGUGAAGGGUUACCGAUAUUACGAUCCCAAGACUUGUGGAUUUGAUUUUACUGGUGCACUGGAUGACAUCUCUAAAAUCCCAGAACAGAGCAUCAUCUUAUUCCAUGCCUGUGCUCAUAAUCCUACAGGCGUAGACCCCAAGCAGGAGCAGUGGAAAGAGCUGGCAGCCUUGAUCAAGAGUCGACGUCUUUUCCCAUUCUUUGACAUGGCUUACCAAGGAUUUGCUAGUGGAGACACUAAUAGAGAUGCCUGGGCUGUCCGCCACUUCAUUCAGGAGGGAAUCAAUGUAGUACUUUCUCAGUCCUAUGCCAAGAACAUGGGAUUGUAUGGUGAACGUGUGGGUGCAUUCACUGUGGUUUGCAGUGAUGCUGAGGAGGCAAAACGAGUGGAGUCCCAGCUAAAAAUUCUGAUCCGCCCCAUGUAUUCCAACCCUCCACUGAAUGGAGCACGGAUAGCAGCAGCUAUUUUGACCCAGCCUGACCUGCGCAAGGAAUGGCUCCAGGAGGUCAAGGGAAUGGCUAACAGAAUUAUCAGCAUGCGGGAACAGCUGGUUUCCAACCUAAAAAAAGAAGGAUCCAUCCACAACUGGCAGCACAUCAGUGACCAGAUUGGCAUGUUCUGCUUUACAGGCCUUCGGCCAGAGCAGGUAGAACGUCUCAUCAAGGAAUUCUCCAUCUAUAUGACUAAGGAUGGCCGUAUUUCUGUUGCUGGAGUAACAUCAGCAAAUAAUGGUUACCUUGCUCAUGCUAUUCACCAGGUCACCAAAUGAGACAAAAAAAGACAUCUCUAGCAAGCUGCCCUCUUUAAGCACCUUGACAACCAGACCCCAGAAGCACUUAAUAUUAAUGUCCCAGAGCUUAGCAUAUUUGUGUCUCACUCCUCAUAGAACUGCUAGAUAUCCCAGAAUGCAUUUGUGCAGAGAACUUGUUGGUCCUUCCAUGAAGAACUGUCACCUAAAACAUUCAUCCUUUUGAUUCUAUUUGUGAUCAUUAGAUGGAGGCUUCUUCCCUCAUUUAAAAAAAAAAAAAAAAA
Xenopus tropicalis (tropical clawed frog) is the source of this 1563-nucleotide messenger RNA. It is a transcript of the gene got2, whose product is annotated as glutamic-oxaloacetic transaminase 2. The record is from RefSeq and is marked provisional. Lineage: Eukaryota; Metazoa; Chordata; Amphibia; Anura; Pipidae.